Molecule: messenger RNA, 2429 nt
Organism: Theobroma cacao (cacao)
Lineage: Eukaryota; Viridiplantae; Streptophyta; Magnoliopsida; Malvales; Malvaceae
Product: cellulose synthase-like protein B4
Biological process (GO): cellulose biosynthetic process
Cellular component (GO): membrane
Molecular function (GO): cellulose synthase (UDP-forming) activity
Source: RefSeq, a predicted model, not a curated record
UAAUUAUAGUGCCAGUUUAUUAAAGCAUGAAUCGCUUAUAAAUAACCAUUAGAAGUUAGGAUAGAGGCCUCGAAAUCUUCUAGAAUUUACAAAUCAUAUCUCUCUAAGCACUCUGCAAUGGCUAACGAAUUUUCUCUUGCCUUGUAUGAGAAAGUUGCUUGUAAAAACAUUAUCCAAAGAGCAUUGGAUAUCGCUCUCUUGUUCCUUCUCGUUUCUCUCCUCUUUUAUCGCCUCUAUUCUCUUAACAACCAUGGCUUUGUCUGGCUCCUUGCUUUCUUUUGCGAGUCAUGGUUCACGUUCAACUGGUUUCUCCUUGUUAGCUCCAAAUGGAAUCCUGUAGACUUCAAAACGUAUCCAGAAAACCUUGCACAAAGGUUUCCCGAGCUUCCCCUUGUGGACAUGUUUGUUACGACUGCGGACCCUGUGCUAGAGCCGCCUAUUAUAACUGUAAACACCAUUCUCUCUUUGUUGGCUGUUGAUUAUCCAGCUGACAAGCUAGCUUGCUAUUUAUCGGAUGAUGGCUGCUCCCCUCUCACCUUCUACUCUCUGGUGGAAGCAUCAAAAUUUGCCAAGCUUUGGGUCCCAUUUUGUAAGAAGUACAAAAUUCAAGUUAGGGCUCCCUUUAGAUACUUCUUGGACGAUCCUAUAUCCUUCACCUCCAGUGCAAAUUCUGAGUUCAGACAAGAUUGGAAAAAGAUGAAGGCUGAGUAUGAGCACCUUAGCCUAAAAAUAGAGGAAGCAGGCAGAAAAUCAGGGCCAUGGGAUCUAACAGGCGAGUUUGCUAUUUUCUCCAACGUUGAACGCAGCAACCAUCCAACUAUAAUCAAGGCUAUAGGAGAUAACAAGCAAAGCUCUUCAGAUGGUGAUGUGCCACAUUUGGUUUACAUUUCCAGAGAGAAACGGCCAAAACAUGCACAUCAUUACAAAGCUGGUGCCAUGAACGUUCUGACUAGAGUGUCUGGGUUGAUGACGAAUGCGCCCUACAUGCUGAACGUAGACUGUGAUAUGUUUGUGAAUAAUCCACAAGUUGUUCGCCAAGCAAUGUGUCAGCUUCUGGAUUCCAAGAGUGAAAGAGAAAUCGCAUUUGUUCAGUAUCCUCAAUGUUUUUAUGAUGGACCAAAGGAUGAUCCCUACGGGAACCAACUUGUGGUAUUGAUGGAAUAUUUGGGCCGUGGAAUAGCUGGAAUCCAAGGACCUUGCUAUAGCGGAACAGGAUGUUUUCAUAGACGAAAAGUCAUCUAUGGCCUAUGGCCCGAUGAUUCAGAAAAUCAGGGAAGAAAUCAUACAUCAAUUGACGGAAAAUUAACUGAUAAUGAACCGCUAAAAGAGUUUGGGAAAUCAAAGGAGUUUUCGGAAUCAGUAACUUAUGCAUUGAUAGGGAAGAAGGGUUUUUCAAACAACAUUUCAGGUUCUCUUGAGGCAGCAUUCCAAGUUUCACGUUGUGGCUAUGAAUUUGGUACUAGCUGGGGAACAAAGGUUGGAUGGAUAUAUGGAUCCAUGACAGAAGAUGUCAUAACGGGGUUGACGAUUCAUAAGAAAGGGUGGAAAUCCACCUUUCCCAUGCCCAACCCACCGGCCUUUCUAGGAUGUGCGCCGUCUGGGGGUCCGGCCGCAAUGACUCAACAGAAAAGGUGGGCUACAGGCCUGCUUGAAAUCCUCGUUAGCGACAAGAGCCCCAUAUUUGCCACGCUGACCGACAGGCUCCAAUUCAGGAUGUUCUUAGCAUACUUUUGGAUUCUUUCUUGGGGCCUCGGCUCAAUUCCUGAGUUGUGUUAUGCUGCUCUGCCUGCAUAUUGCAUCAUCGCCAACUCGCAUUUCUUGCCCAAGGUCCAGGACCCGGCUAUAUUGAUUCCACUUGCCAUUUUUGUGAUUUAUAACCUGCUCACUCUCAGGGAAUACCUCAAAACUGGCAUCUCCAUCCGAGCAUGGUGGAAUAACAUGAGAAUGGGAAGAAUAAAUGCAGCCUCGGCAUACUUAUUUGGAACUCUAAGUGUCGUACUUAAACUCUUAGGAUUAUCUGAUACAGUUUUUGAAGUUACACAGAAAGAUCAAUCUUCUGAUGGUGAUCAAACUAACGAUACCACAAAUUUUACUUUCGAUGCGUCACCAAUUUUUGUGCCGGGCACGACCCUUAUGCUGGUGCACCUGACAGCACUGCUCGCCCUCUCCUUAAAGUUGCGACCAUUAGUUCAUGAUGUUGGGCAUGUAGUCGGGCUUGGGGAGGUCUUGUGUAGCAUAUGGGUGGUGCUAUGCUUCUUGCCAUUUCUGAAAGGGUUGUUUAGAACAGGAAAAUAUGGGAUUCCUUCCUCCACCAUAUUCAAGUCAACUUCGUUGGCAUUAGUUUUUGUUUAUUUGUGUAGGACUUCAUAGUGUUGACGCUGGGAUUAUUAACAAAACUUUAUAUACACUAGAGUGCUUUCUGUGCGAUA